Messenger RNA from Coffea arabica (coffee), 609 nucleotides. The record is from RefSeq and is a predicted model, not a curated record. NCBI's taxonomy places the organism in Eukaryota, Viridiplantae, Streptophyta, Magnoliopsida, Gentianales, Rubiaceae.
AGCACAAUUGCUCUGAUGUCCACUGCCGCUUCCACCUCAACCCUAACAUUUUGCCUCUUCCACCACCGUCUCCCCCAUUGCCCUUUGCUCCGAGUGCUCUGCUUUGCUCCGCUCUGCUGUUGCCUUUUGGCCUUUGGGGGAACUUACAGCUUGCUAGUUGCCUCUGGUGGAUUUCAAUCUUUUUCUUUGCUUCUCCUUUCUGGUGGCUUCAAGGAUAAGCGAUUUGGAUCUUGGGCUUCUGGUUUUCUCACAGCCAUUAGCUUUAGCAGCGUCUCAUAUCCCUCUGGCAUGGUGAAAUUUGGUUUUGUCUUCUUAAUUUCGAGUGACAAAUAUGGGAAGCUACUUUUUGUAACAAUUUCACUCUGACUUGGAUGCAAAUGAGAUAUGAUACUGAAUAAUGUUGUUUCUGUAUCAAGCUAUUCCAGGGCUCAGCAGACCACAGGGCCUGUGUGAACUAGGUGUUACCUUUAUGUUAUGUAUGCCAGCAGGCUUUGUAAACUCGUAUGGAAUUGGGAUAAUAUGUCAUUAUGAUGCUGUCUCGUGUGUAAAUGGAAGAGACAAUUAAUAAUAAUAAUAAUAAAAUGUUGCUCUGUGCCUUUUUUAUUCUAA